GUCGCCCUCUGCCAGCAGCGGUUGAGGCGAGGAAGGGCCGCGGGGUGCCAACUCUCGCGGGUAGGUGCCAGGCGCUCGUUGGCACUGGCUGGACCUGGCGCGGGGAGGUAUCAGCUGUGCCACUCUUGAAGGAACCCGAAGAGGAGACCCGAGGAAGGACCGUAGGAACCCCAGGAAGACAACGAAGUACCGGAGUGAAGGAGGGGUUCCUUUCGAAUCCUAUAUUGUGGUGUUCUCUCUAUACCAAGACGUAUUGGGUUGCAACACCACCACCACCACCACCACUACUACCACCACCACCACCACCACUCUAUUUCGGCUUCACCGGCGCCUCUACCCAGAAUAUCCCGGGGGAGGAAAGCUGCUAUUUACCUCCACCUCUUCUCUCCUCCUCCUUCCUCCUCCUCCUCCUCCUCCUCCUUCAUCAUCAUCAGUAGCCUCUCGUGCAGUGAUGUGUGCGUGUGUACGUGCGUGUGUGUGCGUACUGGACCGAUCGCCAGAGUACACACGCAUACACACACACCACAUAGUGCCCACGGUGCCAAAACCAGUGCCUGUGUGUAGCGUGGUGCCUCCCAGUCUCCUGCCGCAGUGACACGUAAUGGUGAACAGUGAACAGUGAACAGUGAACAGUGCCUUGUGUUCAGUGCCUUCUCUACACUUGUGUGAAUUUUUGCUACUACUAUUGCUACGACUACUAUGACUAUCAGCCCAGAAAUCCCGGCUGUUGCAAACGUGUUAUUACUAUUUCUAUUAGUCUAAGAGAACUAUCGGAAACUACUAUAGCUACUACUACAAGUACUACUGCUGCUGCUGCUACUGCUACUGCUACUGCUGCUGCUGCUACUACUGUUUCUACUACUGCUGCUGCUUCUUCAAGUCCAGAAAACACGGCUUUUGUAAAAAUACUAUUAUCACUUCUGCUUCUACUACUCCUACAACUAUUUCUACCACUGCUACUGCUUCUGCUUCUGUCCUCACUUCCUGCUGCUGACAAGAAUAUAGCUGUCAUCACUCCCACUACUACUACCACCACUACUACUACCACUACUACUACUACAACUACUACAACUGCUACGACUAUAUUGAGAAAGCAUCCACCACUGUUUUUAAGAGCGAGAAACUUGUCUUUUGUACCACCACUGCCACCGCCGCCUCCACUGCCGCCACCACCGCAUAGAACGAUAGAAAGGAGAGACAGGCCAGUGAAGUGAGGAAGGAAAGGAAAAACAAAGACACGGAGAGAAAAAGAGUGAGAGAGAGCAAGAGAGAGAGAGAUAGUUAAGUUUUCCGUCUGAGUCGCAGUUAAUUCGCCUGUAAAAAGGUUAAAAAUAAGGAAAGAACUGAACAGCGUAGGAUAAUUUUAAUAAAGGAAAGAUAUCGAAAUUCCUGAUUAACUUGAAAAUUAAUGAAAAAGGGAAAUACGACAAAGAAACGGUAAAUAAACACUUGAAGAAUUGAAACAAAAUAUAUAAAGACGAAAAGAACUGGACAGCGUACGAUAAUUUUAACAGAGGUACGAUAUCGAGAUUCCUGAUAAACUUGAAAAUUAGGGAAUUGAGAGAAACUGAAUCAAAAGAGAGACAAAAAGAAACUUGUAGUAUUAAAAGCAUAACAUUACAAGUCAGUUCACGUCACAAGUGUCAAGAAAUUAGGAAGAAGUUAGGAAAAUAUUUUAAGUCCAAAAUAUCACCAGAGAAAUAAGGAAACAAUUGACAGGGAAAUUAUAACAAAACGGAGCUGGAAAUUUGGAGAUUGUAAAAGCGAGAGAUUUGAAAUACUAGAAAGAAAAGGAAGAAAUUAAGAUUUUAACUGGGAAGAAUAAAAAAUAAUAAGAUUGUUGACUUAAAAAAAAGAGGAGAAUUUCAGAAAACUCGGAAGAAAGUUACGAGCUUAAAGAAAAUUUCAAGAUAAAAGAUUGUAAGAUCAGAAAAAAGAAUAUUGAAGAUUGUAACUAAAAAAAAGAAGAAAAUAAGAUUGUAAACUAAAGAAGAAAAAUACGAGCUUAAAGAAAAUUUCAAGACAAACUAAAAGAAGAAGAAAAAUAGAAGCUAAAAAAAAAAAAUUGAAGAUUGCAAUUAAAUAAAGAAAAAUAAAAUUGUAAAAAAAAAAAUUAAAAAAAAACGAAGAAAAAUACGAACUUAAAGAAAAUUUCAAGAUAUUAAACUUUAACAGAAGAAAAAGAUUAGCUAAAAAAAUCAAAAUUGCAAUAAAAAAAAUUUGAAAUCCCAUAAAUAUAUUAGAACGUUUUUUUAACAGCACCAGCCACAGCACAGGAAGAUUGUGAGGUGUUAGCGUCACAGCAACACAGCAAAUUACGGUUUAUGGUAUUAGCGACCCAGCAAAACACAGCAGUAUAUUGAAACGCCACAGCAAGGCCUUUAAACAGCACACCGACGAUUCUCAAGCACAGCAUUACUUCACAGCAACAGCACAGCGAGAUAUUCUGCUGUUUGCGUCACUGUAACAGCAAAAUAGUGACAGAGACGAAGGAACACCACAGCUAGUCAAAUAAACAGCAGUGCAUUACAGUUCACAGCCACAGCACAGCAUUGCAAGACCAGCAACACAGCAUCUAGUCAAUUUCUAGUCAAGGAAGACACUGAAAUCCUCCACAGCGUCACCACAGCGUCUAGUCAAGUCUCAAGAAAAGAAAACUUGAAACCACAGCAAAGGAGAGAAACACAGAAGCCUUCCACAGCAGCAUCACAUCGUCUAGUCAUUCUCUAGUCCACGAAUCUUGAAACCACAGGAAAAGGAUCACCACAGCACCAAAAUCACCACAUACACGCCAAGAAACACAAAAACCACAGCAAAGAGAGAAACAAAACCACUGAAAAACAUCCACAGCAUCACUACCACACCACCACAGCAUCACCACAGCAUCACCGUAGCUUCAAGAGGCAAUAAAUGGUCAAUAUGGAUGGUGAAGCUCUGAAACCUGAAGCCUUCCUCACAACAGCAACCACAGCACCUCUUGUCACAGCACGCAGCCCUCCAUCCUAUCCCAAAGUGGCAGAGGCGACGGAUGAGUUCCACCCGUUCAUCGAGGCUCUUCUACCACAUGUCAAGUCCUUCGCCUAUACGUGGUUCAACCUUCAGGCAGCCAAGAGGAAGUACUUUAAGAAACACGAGAAGAGAAUGUCUCUAGAGGAGGAGCGGAGGUGCAAGGAUGAGCUGCAGAGCGAGAAGAAUGAAGUCAAGCAAAAGUGGGCCUCUCGUCUCCUGGGUAAGCUUCGCAAGGACAUCACGCAAGAGUACCGAGAAGACUUUGUGUUGUCCAUUACCGGCAAGAAGCCAGCGAUGUGUGUGCUGUCUAACCCCGACCAGAAGGGCAAGAUGAGGCGCAUUGACUGUUUGAGGCAGGCUGAUAAGGUGUGGCGGCUGGACCUGGUGAUGGUGAUACUGUUCAAGAGCAUCCCUUUGGAGUCAACAGAUGGCGAGAGGCUGGAGAAGAGCCCUGACUGCCUUCACCCGGCCCUCUGUGUCAACCCUUACCACAUUAACGUGUCCGUCCGUGAGCUGGAUUUAUACCUCUCCAAUUUUAUCACCAUGAACGAAAGUUUGGCUGGCAUUGUUCUGGAGAGUGACAAGGAUGACGAGAGAAUGAAAAGCCACCCGGUGCACAGCGUGGCGUACAAUGGCAUCAAUGGCAUUAUCUACAACAGCACUAUUCUCGCCACGGGUUGCUUCUCGGCGCGGGAGCUGUGGCGUCUGUCCAAAACCUCCAUAAUGGCCGUAGGUAGCAGUGGUAGUGGGCUGAAUACUAUCAAGAUGGAGAACCCAAGUUACUACACCACCUACACGUCGCCUGUACCUGACCACACCCUCAUGCCGGCUGCUUACACCACUUAUAUGGAGCGCGCUGACAGUCCCCUCGCGAUGGGCCGGCCACAUGACCCCCACUCACCCCUGGAGCCACGCAGUAAGAGGGUCCGGCGGGUGAGCUCAGAGGAAGACCCACUGGAAAAGGCCGAGCUUACGUAUUAUUCUCAAUCGCCUGCCUCACUCUCGUCUCACACUUCGUCCUGGCACUCUGACCUCGACCACGGUGGGUUGGUGGCCCCUCAUGCUGCCCCAGCCAACGCCGCCGCCGCUGCCGCUGCCUCCACCACCUUCCUCCACCCCCACACCCCCCCUCACCACACCACCUCGCAACACACUCUCGGUCCCCCCCCGGUGCACUCCCCCCACCUGGUCCACAGCAGCAGUAAAGUAACAAUUGCAGCCUCAGGUGUGCUCCAGUCCGUAGUUAGGACGUCCUCCACCAUAGACUCCCUUUCUAGUCAUGACCAACCACCAAACACUCGUGCAGUUGUCUCACCACACCCUAGAGAAGUGCUGCCGCCAAUGUCCCUCAGCAGUUCGGUUAUGGCCGGGGCCCCAAGUUACUACCAUGAGGCCGGCCCACCCUCCCCCACCAAGUAUCAUGAGAAUGGCCACGACACCUUCUCGGAUUUCGUGACGCUGGUUUGUCAGGAAGCGCAGAACACACAGCACACCCAGCAGGCCUCCCCUCCUGGUGUUGCCCGCAGCCCCACCAAGGUUCAGGGCAGCUACUACACCACUGGGUCCAUGCUGCCACCACCGCCGCCGCCGCCCAUGGCCCGCCCUGUGGCCAUCAUCCGGUCAACUGCUGACUUGGCCCACAGUGGCAGUGUAUCGCCUGGUCCUGUUUCUCCGCCCAACUCCUCUGCAGCUGGUGGGGGUGCCAUACUGCCCGACGUGUCACCACCAGACCGCCGUGAGGAGUGUCUUAGCCCCACGCCGCCCUCCACCUCCGCUCCACCAGUAUCUCAGUUGUUCACCUACUCCAGCAUGAGUCCAGUGAGUGCCAUGUCGGGCGUGAUCUCCCCGACCAGCAUGAGUCUGUUCACGUCGCCGGGCAGCACGCCGCGCUCCACGCCGCGCUCCACGCCGCCCGCCGUGCCCCGCUGGAACACGCCCUUCAUCAGCCUGGACGAGAACAUGGACUACACCACCAUGUCCACCCUCAUGCCCACCCUGCCCGCCGACGCUGCCUCCGCCCAGCUCAUCGAGGACGAGCGUUACUUCACCACGGUGGUGCACAGCGGGGAGGCGGCGGGGGGCGGGGCACCCCAGGUGGCCUCCGCGACAGCUGCAGGGCACCAGGACCACCUGGAUGACUCCCCUGGGGCGCCCCACACCCCCACCAAGACCCAGUCGUCCUAACAAUGCCACCGCCGCCAGCUGGUCUUGGUCUGGGCCUGUGAUGCGCCGCCGCUGCCCAGGACGGCCCACCCCACGGGGCAGCACAGCCCCGGUCUGGACCAGGAAGGCCCCCGGGAGGGAUGGAAGGCCAGUGUGUCCCUGGGAUACAGUGCAGGUCCGGGUCUUGGUCGGGGUGGUGCCCCGGCCUGCCCGCAGGCUGUGCCAUCCCACCGGCCCAGCCCUGGGGUGGCCUGGGGGGCGGGGUGGCCCCAACUGGUGGCCGCCACGCCUUCGUCCUCGUCGCGAUCAUCGUCGUCAUCAACAAGUGCAAACCACAGCGGCCACAGAGCAGCGGCCACACCAGUGCCAAACUCUUCCCGCCGGGACGCUCCGGAUACUUAAGGCCGCGGCUGGCCAGGGCUGGCCCGCCGCCGCCGCCGCCGCCAGGCCAUGCAUGGUAGUAGGUCUUCACGUAGCAGCGUAGUGCAGUGAACACGGCCGCGCCGCGGGGAUGAUGGCCACCGAGUUCAAUGAAUCACAGUGCCAGCAGCAGCAGCAGCAGCAGCAGCAGCAGCCAUGAUGCAGCAAGACGCAAUAAGUAAGGUGUAAGUGCUUCAUAGCUUUUGCAGAGUGAGUAGAGUUCCCGUAAUGGUUGUGCAAUUUUUAGUCUCUUACGAACACAAGGAGGAAGGAGAUGAAGGGGAGAGAGAAUGUGUGUGUGUGUGUGUGUGUGUGUGUGUGUGUGUGUGUGUGUGUGUGUGUGUGUGUGUGUGUGUGUGUGUAGCCUCCACUAGGUGCUGAGGGAGCCAUGGUGCUGUGGUGGUGGUGGUGGAGGCAGUGGUGGUGGUGGUGGUGGUGGUGGUGGUGGAGGUGGUGGUGGAGGCAGAGGGACAGCUGUGCUCAGGACUAUAAUACUUGUGAGUACAAAAUCGUUCAUUACUUCUAAAGGAAUCGGUGAAGAGAAGGCUUCAUUGCUCUCGCUAAUCUUGGGUUCAGUGAGCAAACAAACACAUCUUGGUGAACAUUUAUUAUUAUUACUGUUGUUGUGUACACUCCCUCAUUCGACCUGUAAUUCUCAGUUUGUUCGUUUGUUUGUUUCCUCGUUCGUUUGUUUGUUGUGUGAAGUAUAACGCCGUGUUGUUGUUGUUGUUGUGUGUUUUUUUUGUGUUUUUUUCUAUUAGAGAGUUCUUGUUAUUUAUGGCGGUUUAGAGUUGUUGCCACAUUAUGUACAGGUGUGGUGGCAUUACACACUCACACUCACACUCACUCCUCACACUCUGACCGAGAGCAAAUGUCUUUUCUCCAGCAAGUAAAAUUCCUGGAUUCGCUGUUCUAUUCACCUCUUCUGUCGGGCAAAUCCUAAUCUCAUCAAACCUCAAUUUUUCAUAUUUUUCUGAUGAGUAUUCUGUCAGUAAACUCACCAUUCUUGUCACACUUCUAACCUAACCCACCUCUCUUGUUAAACCUCAAUUUGUAGCUUUCUGGUGAGUAAAGUUUUGGUCUUCAGCACUAAACACACCAUUCAUGUCACACUUGAAACCUAUCUUGUCAAACCUUAUUUCUUCUUAACUAAACACACCACUCUCUCUUGCCAAACCUCAAUUUUUAGUUUCUGAUAAGUAAAGCACAGUUCUUCACUCCUCUAUGCUUUUCUACCAUCUCACUUUCCCUAACUAAAUCUUACUCCCUUUUGCAAUGUUCUUUAAACUGUAUCACCUUAUCACACCUCUUUUCCUUUUAUUUCCUGCUAUCUUUACUCUCAAACUUUGCCUAAUUUAAUCUGACUCCCCUUCACAACUUUCUUUAAAUCGAGCACAUAUUUUAUCUUUUUAAACUGAGUCAUUUUAUCAAACUUCAAUUUCUUUUAGUCUGUGGUACCUAUACUCUCUCACUUUUUCCUAACUUAUCUAACUCUCACAACCUUCUUAAAUAUAAGUCACUUUACUCAUCUUACCAAACCUUAAUUUAUUUUAUAUUCUGCUGAGUCAAAUUCCUUAUUUCAUCAUAAAUAACAACAGUAGCUUCACAUUCAUUCUCAGUCAAACGUCUUACACACACAGCCUCUUCUUUUGGGCAUUUACUCACCUUACCAAACCUCAAUUUCUGUUAUUUUCUGAGUCAAAUCGCUCAUUUCAUAAUUAUUAACAACAGUAGCAUCACAUUCAUCCUCAAACAAACAUCUUACACACACACAGCCUCCUCCGUUUUCCUCUUCCUUUGGGCAUGAAAGCUUCCAGUCGCCUCAGAGCCACAAUAUUGCACAAGUUAAAUGGAGAAUAAUGGACUUGUUUUUAUCAGAGCGUUGAGUGUGAUUCUGUAAUGCAAACCAACACUUUUUUCCCUCCCAUGAUAUUUUUAGCCGAGCUCCGAGAUCGUGGAGUGUUGGCGAGGAACAGAAUCAAAUAACACAGCAUUGCCUCCUUGGUUCAUGGUUCUCGCCCUGAUGGAUUGUUUCUCCCUGCCUCUCUCUGCCCUGUCUGUCCGUCUGUCCGAGUGUUGCAGCUUCCAUACCCUCACUAGCACUCCUUGGCCCUACCCUGUCCAUAUCCCCUGACCCUGCUGCCUCGGCCCUUAUCUUCCCUGUCAGCUUGUUCUCAUAGCUCACUUUCUCUCUGGCAGUGCUCUCACCUCUCACGGUUCCCACACAAGGCACACGUAACCUCAUGUGUUUUUAGAGCAUAGAAAGGAAUGAGUGAAGGUACUGGUGGUUACGUAGACUGAAGAUGUGGAGGAAGGUGUAAUGCAGAUGGUGUUUAGGGUAUGAGCGGUGGAGAAGAUCUGAUGUGCGUAGGAGGACAAGAGGAAGAUUAACGAAGAUUUGGUGAUGGUGUGGAGGACAUGGAAGAUAUGGAGACUGUAUAAGGAGAAGAGAACACAAAAUACAGUACAUGGAGGAGGGUAUAAGAGGAACAACCACCAGAAUAUAAACCAUGUACCACUGCAAAACACUAGCAGGAACUUUUAAACCGUCCAAUCUUGCAAGAAAAAGCAGGAAGAAGCAGAGAUGAUAGUGAUGAGCAUUUCGAAAUCUCCUUUGCCUGAAUAAGAGAACACAGGCUAGCACUAAAGAGCUCACAUUAGAGACACCAUCGGAAACUAGAAGAGGUGCUGAGAGAGAGAAAGAGAGAGUAAAACCUGGUCUGUGAGAGGUGAUGAGGGCUGGCCAGUGCUGAGAAAGGCAAGCUGGCAUUAACCUGAGAACACUGACUAUAAACGAAACGUGCCAAACUAUAAAAAGGGGGAGGGGGGAAAGAACCUCAAAUUACCCACAAUUCAAUGUCAACUUGCUCUCAUCGAAAUAAAAGCCUUUUGUUUUUAUAGAUGUUACGAUAAAGAGUUAUAUACAGAACCAAAACAAACACAGCAAUACGGUUAUGUUGAUGGCGCGCUUGUGUGUUUGUGUGUUGACGAUUAUAAAGCGCGUCGUGUAUAUGUGUAUGUAUACUUAGCAAUAACAGCCUCAGCUAUAAUAUUGGUGCCAUGUAUAGGUGGUGGUGGUGGUGGUGGUGGUGGUGUUGGAGGAGGGGAGGGCCGUCCAGGGUGCGUCUGGGUGUCUGGGUGUCAGUGUAGGUGCUGGUCAGAAGAGCUCAAAUCUAUGUGCCAAAUGAGAGGAGUGUGUGUUUGUUGGUGUAGCAGUGGUAGGGCUGGAUGCUGCGAGUGUAGGGUUGGUGUAUGGUGUGGUGUUAUGGUCUGGUGUGUGUUUAGGGGACACACACACACACACACACACACACACACACACACACACACACACACACACACACACACACACACACACACACACACACACACAAACAAAAUA
Molecule: messenger RNA, 8974 nt
Organism: Portunus trituberculatus (swimming crab)
Lineage: Eukaryota; Metazoa; Arthropoda; Malacostraca; Decapoda; Portunidae
Gene: NfI
Product: nuclear factor 1 X-type-like
Exons: 14
Coding region: 2911-5193 (760 amino acids)
Biological process (GO): regulation of transcription by RNA polymerase II
Cellular component (GO): nucleus
Molecular function (GO): RNA polymerase II cis-regulatory region sequence-specific DNA binding; DNA-binding transcription factor activity, RNA polymerase II-specific
Source: RefSeq, a predicted model, not a curated record